GACCUUGCUCGUAGUAGCAAACCUAUUAUUCGUCCUAUCAGUCAGUGUGUAUUGGUGUGGCAUCGUCGUGUGGUGUAAAUCGUGUAUUAAACUUAACUUGUGUACCUUACAGCGAUACUAUAGUACGUUAAGUUAAGCUGAGUAGGUAACCGUUGUCGGCUAAAUUUUGUGCCACAUUUAAAGACCUUACAUUCAUCACGGAAGAAUUUCUGUAAAGAUACAGAGCGGUCCAAAAUGGCAACACCAACGUCCGAUCAAGAAAAAAGAAAACAGAUCAGUGUCAGGCACAUUGCCGAGGUUGAAGACGUUUCGGCAAUUAAAAAAACCUUCAACCGACAUGUCCACUACACUCUUGUUAAAGAUAGGAAUGUUGCCACCCCUAGAGACUACUACUUUGCCCUUGCCCAUACUGUCAGAGAUCAUCUUGUCUCCCGGUGGAUAAGAACUCAACAAUAUUACUAUGAAAAAGAUCCAAAGAGAGUGUACUAUUUGUCUUUGGAGUUUUAUAUGGGACGAUCCUUAACUAAUACAAUGAUAAACGUUGGAAUUCAAAGCGCCUGUGAUGAGGCGUUGUAUCAGUUAGGCCUUGAUAUAGAAGAGCUUGAAGAGAUAGAAGAAGAUGCAGGUCUUGGAAACGGUGGAUUAGGUAGAUUAGCAGCUUGCUUUUUAGAUUCCAUGGCAACACUGGGAAUGGCUGCAUAUGGUUACGGAAUUCGCUACGAAUAUGGUAUUUUCGCUCAAAAAAUUAUAAAUGGUGAGCAACAAGAAGAGCCUGAUGAUUGGUUAAGAUUCGGGAAUCCUUGGGAAAAAGCACGCCCUGAAUAUAUGUUGCCCAUUAACUUUUUUGGACAUGUCGAAGAUACUCCACAAGGGAAGAAAUGGGUAAACACCCAGGUUGUAUUUGCUUUGCCUUAUGAUAACCCUAUUCCCGGUUACCAAAAUAACGUGGUCAACACCUUAAGGCUAUGGUCAGCUAAAUCUCCAGUAGAAUUCAAUCUCAAGUUUUUUAAUGAUGGAGAUUAUAUCCAAGCGGUUCUUGAUAGAAAUUUAGCUGAAAAUAUUUCGAAAGUUCUAUAUCCAAACGACAACAUCUUCGAAGGAAAGGAGCUUAGAUUAAAGCAAGAAUAUUUCUUGUGCGCUGCUUCUCUGCAAGAUAUCAUUCGUAGGUUCAAAGCAGCUAAAUUCGGUUCUAGAGAGGCCAUAAGAAAAACAUUCGAUCUAUUUCCAAAAAAAGUUGCUAUUCAACUCAAUGAUACCCAUCCAUCUCUUGCUAUACCUGAACUCAUGAGACUGCUGGUGGACGUUGAAGGUUUAUCGUGGGAAAAAGCUUGGGAAAUCACAGUCAACACCUGUGCUUAUACUAAUCAUACUGUCCUCCCCGAAGCUUUAGAAAGGUGGCCAUGUUCAAUGCUCGAAUACAUACUACCAAGACAUUUACAAAUAAUUUAUCAUAUUAACCUUUUACAUUUAAAGGAAGUUGAAAAAAAAUGGCCAGGUGAUAUGGACAGAUUACGAAGAAUGUCACUGGUUGAAGAAGAUGGCGAAAAAAGGAUAAAUAUGGCUCAUUUAUCCAUUGUAGGAUCUCAUGCUGUAAAUGGCGUAGCCCAAAUACACUCAGACAUCAUUAAAACUGAAAUCUUUCGAGAUUUUUACGAGCUCAUGCCAGAAAAAUUUCAAAACAAAACUAACGGGAUUACACCACGAAGAUGGUUAUUGUUAUGUAAUCCUGGUUUAGCGGAUUUAAUAUCCGACAAAAUUGGCGAAGACUGGAUAGUUCACUUGGAUCAACUUCAAAACCUGAAGAAGUUUGCAAAAGAUCCUAUUUUUCAAAAGGAGGUGUCAAAAGUAAAGCAGGAAAAUAAACUAAGAUUAGCACAACUUCUAGAAAAAGACUAUGGAGUCAGAGUCAAUCCCGCAUCUCUCUUUGACAUCCAUGUUAAGCGAAUCCACGAGUACAAAAGGCAACUUCUUAACUGUUUACACAUAAUAACUUUGUAUAAUAGAAUUAAAAAAAAUCCGACUGCAAAAUUCACACCUCGAACUGUGAUGAUUGGAGGGAAAGCAGCGCCAGGUUACUACGCUGCAAAGAAAAUAAUCAAACUCAUAAACUACGUCGGAAACGUUGUAAACAACGAUCCAAUAGUGGGAGAUAAAUUAAAAAUAAUUUACCUCGAAAAUUACCGAGUAACGCUUGCAGAAAAAAUUAUUCCAGCGGCAGAUUUAAGUGAACAAAUUUCCACGGCAGGAACUGAGGCUUCCGGUACCGGUAACAUGAAAUUUAUGCUAAACGGAUCCCUCACUAUCGGCACAUUAGACGGUGCCAACGUUGAAAUGGCAGAAGAAAUGGGAAACGAAAAUAUAUUUAUAUUUGGAAUGACCGUUGACGAAGUUGAGAACUUGAAAAGAAAAGGCUACAACGCAUAUGAUUACUACAAUAGUAAUCCCGAAUUAAAACAAGUGAUAGAUCAAAUACAAAACGGUUUCUUUAGUCCAAAAAAUCCAGACGAAUUUAGAGAUCUUGCGGACAUUUUGCUUAAAUAUGACAGAUUUCUUACUCUUGCUGAUUAUGAGUCGUAUAUUAAAAAACAAGAAGAAGUAAAUGCAGUAUAUGAGAAACAGUCUAAAUGGACUGAAAUGGCCAUCCAUAAUAUUGCGUCCUCAGGUAAAUUUUCAAGUGAUCGUACAAUUAUCGAAUACGGAAAAGACAUUUGGGAUGUUCAACCAAAUUAUGAAAAGUUACCUGCACCUCAUGAAUCAAGACAGUAAUUAAGAAUCUCCUUUUUGUUACUACGGUUCUUUAUUUAGAUUGAAUACUGUCUAUUUGCAUGCAUAUUUUAGUCUCGCGAAUUUUGUGCCUGCAAGUUUUUGUUAAAAUAUUGAAAAAUAUAUUUCCUUGUAUUUAA
Agrilus planipennis (emerald ash borer) is the source of this 2903-nucleotide messenger RNA. RefSeq names its product glycogen phosphorylase. Gene Ontology annotation, biological process: glycogen catabolic process. The coding region runs from base 235 to 2766 and encodes 843 amino acids. The transcript is spliced from 5 exons. Lineage: Eukaryota; Metazoa; Arthropoda; Insecta; Coleoptera; Buprestidae. Gene Ontology annotation, cellular component: cytoplasm. The record is from RefSeq and is a predicted model, not a curated record. Gene Ontology annotation, molecular function: glycogen phosphorylase activity; pyridoxal phosphate binding.